Dovyalis caffra is the source of this 3603-nucleotide messenger RNA. The record is from the annotation of a GenBank genome assembly. Lineage: Eukaryota; Viridiplantae; Streptophyta; Magnoliopsida; Malpighiales; Salicaceae.
AUGAAGAGGAAAUCGCCACUUCAGCUUCAAGCCCUUCUGAAAGUCUAUGCAGUGGCGGCAAUGGUUUUUUGUGAAGCAGAGGAUAUGUAUCCUUCGCAUGGGGCCAUGGAAGAUCUUGCUGUGGUCUUGAACUUGACAUUCAAGCAGGUUCGCGGAUGGUUUAUUGAGAAAAGAAGGAGGGACAAAAGCAAAAAUGAAAUGAUAGAACCACCACGUUUGGCCAAGAAACUGUCAGUUUUCAAAGGAAGAAAGGGAGCCGAAGUUGCUUCUGAUGCUAGAAAAAUGCUUAAACAGUGGGAGCUGUCUGCUCAUAGCAGAGAUAAGUCUAACAUUCCUUCAUCUUCAAAGAACAAACAAGCACCUUCAGAGGUUCAGGGUAGGUUAUGCAAGAAGAAGAAGAAGUUGGUGCUUAUUCAGGAAUUGUUGACUUCUGAUUAUAUCAUGGGGAAAAUAUUUCGGAAAGAUGGUCCUCCCCUUGGUGUGGAGUUUGAUUCUCUUCCUACUAGAGCAUUUAAUGGUUGUAAAGGUAAAAAGUCCGUAGCAUGCUUGGUUAGUGAUGGUAUUGUAGUGCAGAGGGGUAGUUCCUACUUAUUUAAAAUGGUAUCCAUGGGUGCCACCUUUGAUGGUGAAAAUUGCAAUAAUAUUGCUCCAGUGAAGAAACAUGGUAUGGGGAAGGGUUUGAUGACAGUAUGGCGAGUAACAAAUCCUGAAGGUGGAGAUUUUCCUACUGGCAUUCAUUGUGGUGGCUCUCAAAUAACUGAUGCACCUCAAAUAUCAACUCCCGUGCCACGGAAGCAGCCACGUCAAAACAAGAAGCGAAGACCACCGGUGUCUUCUUUAGUGAAACAGAGAAUGUUGCAAAAAAAAUUACAGGAGAAGAGGAAGCCUUCUGUUAAAAAGAGGGAGGUGGAACCUAAACGAGAUGAGAUCCAGAAGCAUCCCUUCAGGGAAAAAUGUGAACUCGCUCUGGAAGGAUUAAUGAAUCAGGAACGACUUAAUCAAUUUGCAAUGUUAGUGGAUGAUGAAGAGCUAGAGCUGAGAGAGCUACAAGCUGGACCUAAUCCACUAACAUGUACUGAACAUUGUGCUGCAGACAGACUGUAUGGCUGUUCUCUUUGUAAAGAUUUGCUGGCUAAAUUUCCUCCAAAUUCUGUGAAGAUGAAGCAACCAUUUGCUAUGCAGCCUUGGGAUUCUUCUCCAGAGACUGUCAAGAAACUAUUUAAGGUCUUCCAUUUUCUUUAUACUUAUUCCGUUACAGUUGAUAUAUGCCCAUUCACUCUUGAUGAGCUGGCUCAAGCAUUCCAUGAUAAGGAUUCCUUUUUACUUGGAAAAAUUCAUGUGGCCCUUCUGAAGCUUCUUUUAUCUGAUGUCAAAACAGAGAUCAGUAGUGGACUCUUCCCUCAUUUGAGCAUAUCUUGCAAGUUUCUUGCACUUCUUCACUCAGUUGAAGAUCAAGAAUUUGUUGCGGAGUUCUGGAAAAAUUCUCUCAACCCUCUAACGUGGACUGAAAUACUACGUCAAGUGUUGAUUGCAGCUGGUUUUGGUUCAAAGCAAGGUGGAUUUCGUAGGGAAGUCCUCAGCAAGGAAAUGAGUCUCAUGGUGAAGUAUGGCCUACGUGCUGGAACUCUUAAAGGUGAAUUAUUUCGGCUUCUGUCAGUUCAAGGAAAUAAUGGAUGGAAAGUUUCUGACCUGGCAAAGUCUUCUCAAAUCGUGGAAUUAAAUCUUGCUGGCACAACUGAUGAGCUGGAGCUUUUGAUCUCUUCAACUCUUGCAAGUGAUAUCACUUUGUUUGAAAAGAUUUCAUCAUCUACUUUUCGUCUGCGCAUCAACACUCUUACAAAGGAAGCCAGUGAUUUUCAAUCAGAUUCUGAGGACUCCGGAAUUGUUCACGAAGACUUUGAUGAUAGCAGUGCAUUUAGCAGCAGUGAUUCUGAUUGCAAUUCAGAAAAUUCUAGUCCAAGAAAUCUUAAGCUUAUUGACUAUCGUAAAAGAAAGGUGCUUACAGUUGAGAAUGAAAUUGAUGAGAGCCAUCCGGGAGAAGUGUGGUUGUUAGGACUUAUGGAAGGCGAAUAUUCAGAUCUAAGCAUUGAAGAAAAGUUGAAUGCAUUAGUGGCAUUGAUUGAUCUUGUCAGUGCUGGAUCCAGUAUUAGAUUGGAGGAUCCAGCAAGACCUACUGUUGAAUCUGUUCCUAACAUAUACCACUGUGGUUCUGGAGCAAAAAUAAAGAGAUCAUCAUCAAAAAAGGAAAAUGUGCCCAGGCCAUCCUGGGUCCAUGCUGGUCAAAUAAAUGACUCAAAAGAAGCAUACACAUCAUUGAAGUUUUUCCCUGUUGAUUCUUCAGUGUUAUUCUCGAAGUUUGAUGGUAGGGAUAAACUUUCUGGCGAACAGAAAGAGCUAAAAGGGACAGGACAUGGGAUCAAUUUGCACCCAAUGCAAUCUAUCUUUUUAGGGUCUGAUCGUAGGUACAAUAGAUAUUGGCUUUUCUUGGGCCCUUGUAAUUCAUAUGACCCUGGCCAUAAGAGAGUCUAUUUUGAAUCUUCUGAAGAUGGUCACUGGGAAGUGAUUGAUACUGAAGAGGCUUUACGUGCUUUAUUAUCAGUUUUAGACGACAGGGGAACACGGGAGGCCCUCCUUAUUGAAUCUUUGGAGAAGAGGGAAGCUUUUCUCUGCCAAGAGAUGUCAAGGAGGGUAGUAAAUGAUUUUGGAGUUCGGUACUUCACACAAUCAGACCGGUCUGAGCUGGAAAUAGUUAGAGAAGAUAGUUCUUCUCCAGUGUCUGAUGUAGACAACAACCUAACCCUUACUGAUGUUGCAAAUGAUUCUUUGCCUCCAAUGGGUGCAAUAGUUCUUGAAACAGGAAAGAAGGGGGAAGAAGAAAACCAGAAAUGGAACCGUCUCCGAGAGUUUGAUACCUGGAUAUGGAACUGCUUUUACUGUGAUCUUAAUGCAGUAAAACGUAGAAAAAGGUCAUAUCUUGAAUCACUUAGCAGAUGUGAAACUUGUCAUGACCUGUACUGGAGAGAUGAGAAGCAUUGCAAAAUUUGUCAUACAACAUUUGAGCUUGAUUUUGAUCUUGAGGAAAGAUAUGCCAUUCAUUCAGCAACUUGUAGACAGAAACAGGACAAUGUGUUGUUUCCAAAACAUAAAGUUCUCUCGUCACAGUUGCAAUCACUGAAAGCUGCAGUUUAUGCAAUUGAGAAUGUUAUGCCAGAAGAUGCCUUGGUGGGUGCGUGGACAAAAUUUGCUCAUAGGUUGUGGGUCAGACGGCUUAGACGCACCUCUUCUUUGGCAGAACUUAUGCAGGUAGUUACUGAUUUUGUUGCUGCAAUUAAUGAGGAUUGGUUGUGUCAGUGUAAUCUUGCGCAAGGUUCAAAUACUUUUAUGGAAGAAAUCAUCACAUGCUUUCCUAUUAUGCCUCAAACAUCAUCUGCACUUGCACUUUGGUUGAUGAAGUUGGAUAAAUUAAUUUCUCCAUAUUUGGAAAAGAUUCAAUGUGAAAACAAGCAGGAAGCACAGAACAAAGUUUCAGUAACAUCAGGAUAUGCUUCUCUGCAGUUUGUCUAUGAGGAGAAUCGUUGUGAUGCAGUCUUGGGUCUGAGUUGA